Pangasianodon hypophthalmus (striped catfish) is the source of this 2597-nucleotide messenger RNA. RefSeq names its product leucine rich repeat containing 53 (gene lrrc53). Lineage: Eukaryota; Metazoa; Chordata; Actinopteri; Siluriformes; Pangasiidae. The coding region runs from base 174 to 2588 and encodes 804 amino acids. The record is from RefSeq and is a predicted model, not a curated record. The transcript has 3 exons. Gene Ontology annotation, molecular function: protein binding.
GACGGAUAUGGGUCACUUGCGAAUGUGAAACGUCAAGAUAGACAGAUCCGAUUUGAGCAAAAAAUUGGAAUGGUGCAAAAAAGCUUAUAAAGUGAACAUAGCUUUGGUUCAUUGUUUCCUUUCCUGAUCAUCUUCUGUUAUCUCCAGAGGCUCCAGACUCAACCAAAGCCUUGAUGCUCACUGAUGGACUCAUAGACACUGUGGAUCGCAUCGUGUUCUCUGAUUUAUCCAAUAUGAGUGUUUUGGUGCUCAGCAACAACAUCAUCUCUACCGUCACAGGAAACGCUUUCCAAAACCUAACUGUCCUCAGAAUGCUAUCUCUGGACCACAACCUUAUCUCCAGCCCCUCACUGGAUAGAUCGACGUUCUCCUGGCUUCGUAAACUAGAAACCCUUCAUUUGGGCCAUAAUGCUCUAAAGGAAAUCAGUGGAUCCUGGUUUCAGAAGACCACUUCUCUGAAAACUCUACUGCUGGAGGGGAACCUUCUCACCAGCCUCAACUCGAGUACUUUUGCUUCAUCCGACCUGAGAAGCUUGGAGACCUUGGAUUUGUCAGACAACCUCAUCACCUACGUGGGCAGAGACAGUUUCCGCAACCUGCCACGUCUCAGUAGUUUGGAUCUCUCGCGAAACAGGUUGCAGAAUGUGCCUGAUGCUUUCUCCUAUCUCUCACGGCUCUCGAUGCUAAACCUGGACCUUAAUCGCUGGAACUGUAGCUGUGAGCUGAGAGAGCUAGCCCAUUUCCUCAACAGCUACAUUCAGUCUCCAGACAAAGUGUUGUACAAUGGGAAGAGGAUGGCAUGCGCUAGUUCAGACAACCCCAAAGUUCAGACAGUGCUGGAGCUAACCGAGGCUAACUGCAGUCCAGCUAACAGAAACAUCACAGAGGACGUCAAUGCUAAGAGUUCCAUCACAUCUCAGCGCUACAUCAGGGAUGUUGUUAUCGCUGUUGUCUGUUCUUGCCUCGGUGGUGUUGUGAUUACUCUUGCAAUACUUGCAGUUGUACACAGGAAGUUGGGUAGACGGUUUAAACCAACGCAGGGGACAAAAGGAGCUGAGGAACAGUCCAGCCAGACGUUUGACUUCUCUGAAGGCAAGGAGGCUCUCUCGGUGUCUUAUGCUCUCCAUAACAGCAACUACCGUGGCCAUCCACCCUGGGACAAAGUGGAUACUUCAUCUGAUAGCAGACCAAACACAAUGGGGAACCAUUUCAUAUGCCAAAAUUGCAAUUUGAGUUUCAGGAGAAAGACUUUCCAUCACAGAACCAACUGCAGGGGUAUUCAGCCUAAUAUCGAAGAAGAAUGGUCAACCUAUUUGGGCAGUGACCAAUGGAAAGACACUGAUGUUUGUCUUUCAAGGAUCAAAGAUGAAGAUGGUAGACCUCAGAGACAUAAUGUGAAAGGUAUUCGUGGGUUAAACACUGAUUAUCGCAGACAGCGAAUUCCAAGACAAGACAUGUCAACCAUGAGAAUGCAACAGAUAGCUCUGAGAAGACAUAUAUCAAUUGCCCAAAGACAAACAUUUAUCCCAGAAGAACAACUAAAUGCCAAAAUGGCAAUUCACGAGGAUCACUCAUUCCUGAAGCAUCAGCAUGGAGGAUAUGGUAGUCUACCAGUUUGCCACUAUCAUCAUACUUUUGCGGAUGACAUCCAGGACAAUAUAUCUAGAAAUCAAGAAGAGGGUAUACUUCCCAGAAGCUCUAAGGUCAUUGUGUACAGAGAUACUUUAAAUUACAACCAGUCCAACAUGGACCACCAUGGAGGAAAUCAAGCAAGAGUGCAGAGGAGCGUAACCUUUGAUUUGUCCAUGGAACGAGCCCUAUUCGUAUCUAGAAAAGAAGGUCCGUACAAAAUCAGCAAGACAAAAAUGUUUAAAAAACUAGGACAGAAAAGCAAACCAAGUCAGGGCAAGGUAUCUGCCAAAGGAAACAGGAGUAGUGCACACUCAUGGCAUUCGAAAAUCCAUAAAGCAAGAUCUAAGGGAAAUAGUAAACUAAAGGUCAAGUUAAACCUGAACCCUCUUAGAAGAAGUCAGGUUCAUCCCAAGUCUGGUUCUAACCACGAGGACAAAGAUGUGAAGAGAACAUCCAAAAAGAUCAAGAAAGACAAAUCUCAAAAGACUAUUGUGAAAAAGAAAAAUGAAGGACAAGAGAGCGAAGAAAAAUCCAAGAAGGACAAGAUUACCCAGAAGACGCAAUGUGAUGAAAGUUCAACCAAUCCAGGUGAAACUCAAAGUUUAGAAAAGAAUUCAGAGGAACCAGGUUCACUGAUGCAGAGUUCAAAUCUUUUAGCUGUAAGUACAGAACCACUUGGUACAGCAAAUACUACAGACCCUCAAGUCCCAACCCUGGACUUGAACCUGUCAGUGAGCACACCAGAAGAUGCCAGAAGUCUGCAGAAAGAGUUUCAUAUGCCACAAGAUGGAGAAGAUCUUCCAAAUGACUCUCUGACCCCAGUGUCCUCAACUGUCUCUGUUGUCCAGGAGUACCUGUCAUCAGGUGAUGGCUCACCAAAGAGGAAGAUUAGACUGAUUGUACCUGAGAAAACCUCCAGCAGGCCUCAGACUGCACUGGAAAAGAAAAUCAGAUAGAUGUCCAGC